AUGAUGUGUCCAGUUCUCAAGCAGCACGUCAAGCUUGCUUGUGUCCAGUUUUCAAGCACCGCGGACAAGAUCUUCAAUGUUAGCGAAGCUCGAGCAGGAGUGAUAGAGGCAGCCAAUGCGGGCGCCCGCAUCGUCGUCCUUCCAGAAUGUUUCAAUGCGCCAUACGACAUGGCGCUCUUCCCUCAGUACGCCGAGAUCCUGACGCCCUCGCCCCCCUCGAAGGAUCAGUCAUCGACAUACCACGCUCUAUCGACUCUGGCCAAGGAUACGAAUGUAUACCUCAUCGGAGGAAGCAUACCCGAAUUUGAGCCAUUAACGGGCAAAUACUAUAACACGACGCUGGCAUUUGGGCCAGAUGGCGCUGGCCUUGGCUCACACCGCAAGACUCACCUUUUUGACAUCGACAUUGAGAACAAGAUGACGUUCCGUGAAUCCGAUGUGUUGUCCCCCGGAGACAAACUCACCAUCGUGGAGCUACCCGACUACGGGACAGUCGGGCUGGGCAUCUGCUACGACGUCCGGUUUCCCGAGCCAGCUAUGAUAGCUGCGAGACUCGGCGUCUUUGCCCUUAUCUACCCCUCUGCAUUCAACUCGACGACGGGCGCUCUGCAUUGGGAGGUAUUGGCCCGGAGCAGAGCGCUCGACAAUCAAGUCUACGUCGCGCUGUGCUCGCAAGCAUUGCCGCCCACGGGAUAUCCGGCUUGGGGACACAGCAUCAUCACAGACCCCAAUGGCCAGGUCAUGGUCAUGGCGAACCGAGAGAAGGCAAUAGUCUAUGCUGAGCUUGACUCUGAGGCAAUUGGACAGCAUCGCAGACAGAUUCCCACCAGCAACCAGCGCAGGUUCGACCUAUAUCCAGACAUAAGCCAGUUGUGCACAAAAGGUCUAGGAUUGGACUGA
Molecule: messenger RNA, 900 nt
Organism: Clonostachys byssicola
Lineage: Eukaryota; Fungi; Ascomycota; Sordariomycetes; Hypocreales; Bionectriaceae
Source: the annotation of a GenBank genome assembly